AUGGUCGUAUGUCGACAGCUUCCAUUUGAAGUUUUCUCUCGAUUAAUGGACGAUGAGGCCCGUGAGAGUAGGACAUGCGGAAACGCAGGAGCUGCACUGAGGGAACAAAAUUUGUGCGCAGAUGCGCUAAUGCUUGCCAGUAGUCAGGUGGCAGUUGCGAAGACUUUGGAAGGCGAUCUGUCAGCUCGGUAUCUACACAGUUAUUCUGGAAAGUUGUGUCCCGCUCUGAGGAAAACGAAGGCGUUGAAAUGUUAG
Angiostrongylus costaricensis is the source of this 255-nucleotide messenger RNA. The record is from the annotation of a GenBank genome assembly. Lineage: Eukaryota; Metazoa; Nematoda; Chromadorea; Rhabditida; Metastrongylidae.